Myotis lucifugus (little brown bat) is the source of this 833-nucleotide messenger RNA. RefSeq names its product cell cycle control protein 50C-like. The record is from RefSeq and is a predicted model, not a curated record. Gene Ontology annotation, biological process: phospholipid translocation. Gene Ontology annotation, cellular component: plasma membrane; Golgi apparatus; endoplasmic reticulum. NCBI's taxonomy places the organism in Eukaryota, Metazoa, Chordata, Mammalia, Chiroptera, Vespertilionidae. The annotation marks the transcript as partial. The transcript has 4 exons.
CAAAAGCACUUCUCAAAAGUGUGUCAUCUUAUAUCCAGGAUGUUGAAAGCUGUGAUUCAUUCAAAAAGACCCACGAUGGAACCCCCAUCUGUCCUUGUGGAGCUAUCGCCAACAGCAUGUUCAAUGACACCAUCAUUCUUUUAUAUAAAAUUAAUUCAUCUGUAUAUAUCAAAGUCCCAAUGCUAUCAAGGGGAAUUACAUGGUGGUCAGACAAGUUCAUCAAGUUUCAGAACCCAACUUCCAAUGAUCUUCCUAGUGCAUUUGCAGGAACUGCAAAGCCCCCAAACUGGCCUAAGCCUAUCUAUGAACUGGACGAAGUGGACUCAGGGAACAAUGGCUUCAUCAAUGAGGACUUCAUUGUGUGGAUGCGGACAGCUGCCUUUCCCACUUUCAAGAAACUACACCGUCAACUCCAUCGAGUACAGCAUUUUACUGAAGGUUUGCCUGCUGGUAACUAUAGUUUCGACAUAACCUACAACUUUCCAGUCACCAGAUUCCGAGGCGAGAAGUCAGUCGUUCUUUCCACCCUGACGUGGAGCGGGGGCAGCAGCCUUUUCCUCGGUCUCGCCUACACAGUGACAGGCGCCGUGACGUGGUUGGCCUCCUUCUCCAUGAUGGCGAUUCACUUGAUGCUGGCCAAAAGGAAAAUGUUCUUCCCCAACUACAAAGUCAAGCUUUGAAGAGAAGAGCAGAAAGCACGGAAGUGGACGGUGAAGUGACAGAGCCAAAGACCUCUGACGAGGCUGGAAGUGACUGGGAUAUUUCAAGGGGGACUGCACUGAGGGGCCAGGUUCAAUCCCAGGUGGAUAAAUGAGAGUUUCCGGGGAGGCGGA